AUGCUUGAAAACCAAAGGAAGGCCACGCUUGAGGUCGAUUCACCACACCAAGAAGACAAUCAUCUUCCAUCUCAAAGAUCACUCGUUUCAGCCUAUGACUAUUCAUGCUUUCCGCUGCCCAGCAAAAACACAGAAACUUUGCUUCCUCAAGGUUUCUCACAUUCACAAACGGCCUUCUACUGUGCAACAAAACAGAGCCUUACUUUGAUGACAAGUAACGCGGCAGAGCAGCUGAACAAGGCUCUCCGCGGUGGUCGGAAAUCUCCAAUUAUGGAACUACUCAAAUUCGUCCAGGACAUGAUGACCAGGUGGUUUAACGCUAGGAGGAACAAAUCGCUAAGAAACAGGGGGUCAUGUACGCCUGAAGUGGAUAAGGUGUUAACAGCAAAUUUGGCUGCUUGCAAGGGGAGUCGAAUCAAUUCGAUAUCCAGCUGGAGCGCUCAGAUAGUUGGUCCGUUUGGUGAAAAACAUCAAGUCAUGUUAAAAGAGAAGAGAUGCUCCUGUCGUGUUUUUGACAAGCUGAAGAUUCCAUGUGGACACGCAAUGAUGGCCGCAGAUAGACUUGGUAUUUCAUACUCGUCCUUGCUAGUGAACACCCUAAAACCGUCAAUCUGGGUGGACACAUACGAGGAGCUUAUAACCCCGCCGGAAGAUGCAGUAGAUUACGACAUGCCCCCAACCGUUGGUGAAAAAAAUGUAAUGCCGCCUAACACAAAGAGGCCGCCGGGAAGGCCUAAAGAAAUUAGAAUCCCAUCCACAGGUUGCAAGGGCCAAAAAGGAAGUGCCGAACAAGUGCUCACGAUGCUUGGGUGCCGGACACAACAGGACCAGCUGCAAAAACCCGAUUAA
This is a messenger RNA of Microthlaspi erraticum, 849 nucleotides long. The record is from the annotation of a GenBank genome assembly. NCBI's taxonomy places the organism in Eukaryota, Viridiplantae, Streptophyta, Magnoliopsida, Brassicales, Brassicaceae.